AUGGCCAAUACAUGGAUAGAACGGCACAUGGCCACCAUUCCUCAGUUGGAUUUCUUGCCUCUCAAGUCUUACAACAAACAGAUGCUGACAGACGACGCUCUCAAAAGCUCCGUCGCCGUCGUCCGGGAUACGAGAGCAGCAGUGAGAAUGCCGCACGACACCUUGGAAUACUCGAAUGCCCUCUUUGUUUGGCCACUCUUCUUUCCCACAGCUGUCUUCCACAUGACGGCGCUAGCUGAUACUCUCCUCUCCUUCUACCAGAUGAACGCGUUCCAGUUUUCUGCUGGCCUCUCUUCUCUAGUCUCUGUGGGCUGCUUCUCAGUUGCUGCCCUCCUGUUGUCGUCCUCUCAAUUCACUUUCCAACGCAUCCCACAAGGGCACACCGUGCACUACGUUCUAGGCUUUCUCAUCCAGAUCAGUGUGAUGGUCGCCUUCUGCUUCGUCGAUGACAAGGGUACUGUCGUCGGGCUAAUGCUCCUCUCCGGCUCAGCCGUUGGGAUGCUCAGCCCUGCUGGAGUGAAGGCCGGGACGAAGAUGGUCCCGGCGACCAGGCAGCUUCAUCAAUACGACCGCCAGCUAUGCUCAUCCCACAUUGUGAAGAGCCUGUCUCCUGUGAUCUUAGGCUGCCUCUACAGCUGGAGCCGGCCUGCCGUUUUCGCCUUCUCGGGAGCCAUUGUUACUAUGGCGUUUAUGGCGACAACCGCGACGUUCCUCCUACGCCCACGAGCGUGGGGUUUUGACGGACAGCCCUUGCUAGAUAUGACCGACAGCGACUCGCCCGUCGGUCUGAUCAAGACUGUGAAUGGACCGGGGACGAUGGAUGCAGUACCACGGAACGAUAUUUCUUUCCACGUGGAGUCUUCACGCAAGGAAACUACCAGAGACCCUUCAGAAGCUGCCAGCAUCGCAAGGGUGCACCAGGCGAUCAAAGAGUUAACAGAAAUUGGCGAAAAACCUGCAGUUCUGCCCGGCUCCGUUCCGGAUGCGGACGAUGCUGAGGGAGAUGUUAAUUCGGUUUUCCGAGGGCCGCUUUCCAAAGUGAUAGAUGGCUACUCCUCUCCCUUGAAGGCACCUAGUCGGCAGCAGCCAAGCAAGUCGUGA
Messenger RNA from Besnoitia besnoiti, 1101 nucleotides. RefSeq lists its product as uncharacterized. The transcript has 7 exons. Lineage: Eukaryota; Apicomplexa; Conoidasida; Eucoccidiorida; Sarcocystidae. The coding region runs from base 1 to 1101 and encodes 366 amino acids. The record is from RefSeq and is a predicted model, not a curated record.